Polistes canadensis is the source of this 2794-nucleotide messenger RNA. It is a transcript of the gene retn, whose product is annotated as protein dead ringer-like. The transcript is spliced from 12 exons. The coding region runs from base 367 to 2532 and encodes 721 amino acids. Gene Ontology annotation, biological process: regulation of transcription by RNA polymerase II. Gene Ontology annotation, cellular component: nucleus. Lineage: Eukaryota; Metazoa; Arthropoda; Insecta; Hymenoptera; Vespidae. Gene Ontology annotation, molecular function: DNA binding. The record is from RefSeq and is a predicted model, not a curated record.
AGUGUCAUCGUCGUCGUGUUUGGUUAUCCCUACCUUUUCCAUUCCUUCUUUUUUCUUCUUCUUUUUCUAAAUCUGCCCUCAUCCUUACUAUCUAUCUUCUCCUCCCCUCCCUUGAUCUCUUUCUGGAUUAUCUAUCUCUUUCUUAUUUUCCCGAGAGGGAUUUCUUUUCGAGUAGGGAUCGUUGAAAAUUUUCUGUCAGUCUCUCCGUCGACGGCACGGUGUUGAUAUAAUUCGUGAAGGGGGAUCUUAAACGACUGAUCCGCAAGUUGAACAAUUUCAACUUCGUUUUCAACAUUGGACGGCCCGAGUGCCGAAUAAAAUAUCAAAAUUCGGGUUAAGAAUAAAGAUCCGUUACCAUCGUACGCGAUGGAGAUGAGCGACGAUUAUCAGGACAUGGUUAAUCCAGGUGGAGGGAUGGCAAAUCUACAACCCAUGGGGGAACACCAUCAGCAAACGCCUGAAAGCUCACCGUCAAAUCAAGAGGAGGAGUUAUCGGAUCCGGAUUUGCAGGAUCAAGAAAGUGGGGAAGAGUUACCCCCACGACCAAGGGUUGCAGUUCACCCUUCGGUUUUACCAUCAAAUACAUCCGGAACUCCUUUAUCAAAUUUAAGCAACCUUAUGAACUCCCACAAUCCGCAGUUUCUCGCCAAACUGAGGAUGGAAGCGGAGGCUGAUAUAUUAACAACAAAGAACAGCUUGGAGGUGUUGCAGGCUGCUAUGAACAACGGUGUAUUGAAUUUGCAAGGGUUCCCAUUACCCAUGUUGCCAUUACCUAAUAUGGGAAUUGGUGGAAUGAUUCCACAAACGCCAUCUGUAACCACAACCUUGCCUAUGAGUGUUGGUGCAGAGGGUUGUUCUGGUACAGCAACAACUACACAAGUGUUAAAUGUACCAAUGGGUAUUGGUCACCUGGAUACAACUUCCAGCCCUUCCCGGUCAAGUGAAUCUCCAAGAUGUAGGUCAAGAAAUGGGCCAGAUUCUGCAACUAAUUAUUCACUAAACGUCAGCAGCAGUAGCAACGGUGUCAACAAUAAUAGUCAUCAUCAUCAUUCCCACAACAGUAGUACUAGUAACAACAGCAACAAUAAUAAUAACAACAAUAACAACAGUCAGAAUAAUAAUAACCAUCCUCAGAAUGGUCAGCAACCGAAUAAUUGGAACUUUGAAGAUCAAUUUAAACAGGUAGAACAAAAUAACAAUAAUAACAGAAAUGGUCUAAAUGCUAGGGAUUUAAAAAAAUUAUACGAGCUCAGCGACGACCCUGGAAGACGAGAAUUUUUGGACGAUUUAUUCAGCUUCAUGCAAGGUCGUGGGAGCCCGAUAAAUCGAUUACCUAUAAUGGCAAAAUCAGUAUUGGAUCUUUAUGAACUUUUUAAUCUCGUGAUAGCACGCGGCGGAUUAGUUGAUGUUAUAAACAAAAAGCUUUGGCAGGAAAUCAUCAAGGGUCUUCAACUACCAUCUAGCAUCACUUCCGCCGCGUUUACUUUACGCACGCAAUACAUGAAAUAUCUUUACGAGUACGAAUGCGCUAGAAAAAAUUUAUCAACCCCUGCCGAAUUGAAAUUAGCAAUCGAUGGUAAUCGUCGGGAAGGACGUAGGAAUACUUAUGUACAAUUUCCAACCGGAUCCGGUAACGAUGGUCAAAGAAAUCAAUCAACACCAUUGUCAAUGCGUUCAAGAAUGUCACCUAAUGCGAUGCAAUUACAUCCACAAAUUUCACCACUUUCAUUGGUAACAGCGGCCGCAGUUACGUCAGCACAAUCCAUGGUCAAUGGUAAUUCGGUGCAUCCGUCUUUGGUGCAACAUUCCCAGAUAUCCCAACUUCCUCAAGGAUCAUUGAACCAUACACAAAAUAUAUCCCUUACGAGCGUAAAUGCGUCCGAAUUCGAAGCACGAAUGGCCGAAUAUUUUAGGAUGUAUCAUAGGGAAAAAUUUGUUGCAACGGGGUCGUCACCACCGAUAAUAUCUCAGCCAGGUAGUUCGACACCAACUACAACAACAAUACCCAUACCUUCAAACAUACAAAAUUACGAAACACUGCGUAAUAUUCAAGCUGUGUUUGGUAAUAAUAACACGAUUUACCCAGCAGCACUUGCGCAUCAUGCCUCUUUAUCACCACAAGCAUCACAAUCCUCGUUGCAACCUGUGCCAAGCCCAGAACCACAAAGAGAAGCAUUGGAUCUUGGAGUUAGGUCAUCAUCUGUAUGUUCCUCACCUUCUGUAGCCUGCGGACGAAGCCCUUUAUCUUCAACCAGCAUUUCACGAAAAAGGGAUUCGGAUUCAGUUACUUCUGGUAAAAAAAGGCGAUUAUCUGAAGUAGAUGAAUCUAUGGAAACGGUUCAACCCUCAACUUCGUCUACCUCAAAAAACAUUAAAAUUUCCACAGAAACUAACAACGAUGAUGGUUCAUUGAACGUCAGUCUUACAAUAGAAGAUGCAACUUAUCGAGGAGUCCUAUUCUUUGAUUCAGGAUCAAGAUCAAAAUCUGAUUCGUCUAGUUCUAACAGUCCACCAACGACUAAUGACAAAUAAUUGACAAGGAUACCAUAGUAUGAAUGAAUACUUUUAAAAAGUGACGAAAUAAUUGACGAUAAAAAAAUAAUAGCAGUCAAUAUGGAAAUAAGCAACCAACGUGACAUCGUUUACCAUCGAGUCCUAUUCAAGACGGUCAUUAUUAAAAAAAGAAAAAAAAAAUUCUACUACUACUACACUUCGUGAACUUUAACACUCUAUUAUUUUGUAAUGAAAAAUGGAAAAAGAAAAAGAAAAAAAAACUAAAGCAACGUCGGUGAGA